Ylistrum balloti is the source of this 2811-nucleotide messenger RNA. Its product is annotated as glutamate receptor ionotropic, kainate 2-like. The record is from RefSeq and is a predicted model, not a curated record. The transcript is spliced from 14 exons. NCBI's taxonomy places the organism in Eukaryota, Metazoa, Mollusca, Bivalvia, Pectinida, Pectinidae. Gene Ontology annotation, cellular component: plasma membrane; postsynaptic membrane. Bases 1 to 2811 code for a protein of 936 amino acids. Gene Ontology annotation, biological process: monoatomic ion transport. Gene Ontology annotation, molecular function: glutamate-gated receptor activity.
AUGAGCUUUCGACACAGGAAGCGCCUUGCUACCUACUUACUGUUGGGACUAGCGCUUGUUCAGUGUGUUAACUGCCUCCCCGAGCUCAUUCACAUAGGUGGGUUAUUCGGUGACGACGAAUUGGAAACGACAGAAAAUACCUUCAAGUAUUCCGUUUAUAGAAUAAACCACGAAAGAAGUCUCCUUCGAAACACAAAACUACACUACGAAACACGCAAACUCCCUACAAAAGACACGUUUCUGUCAUCUAAAGAAGUGUGUAGCCAGGUACAUCUCAGCACCGCCGCCCUGUUUGGUCCUCGAUCUAACAACAUUGCCUCUUUCACGAAUUCUCUCUGCUCUGCUCUACACAUUCCGCACAUCGAGUUCCGGGAGGACGGGAACAUGGAACCGCCUCAGGGCUAUUCCAUUAACCUACACCCCAACGCGCAGCAAUUAGCACAGGCAUAUCAGGCCGUAAUUGAAUAUUACAGAAUGAAGGAAUUGCUCAUCAUUUACGGCGAAAAGGAAGGGUUGGUGAAAAUGCAGAAUAUUCUAAGAAGUGUAUCUCAGGAGCCCAGCAAAAAUGUUUAUAUACGACAGGCAGACCGAACCAACAUGCGUCAAGUUCUAAAAGAAGCAAAGAAGAAAAACUGGACCAAUAUGAUAGUCGACAUGAAUGCAACUGGAACAGGACUUCUUUUAAAAAUCGCUCUUCAAGAAGGCAUGAUAGAUCCAUAUCACCACUACAUUUUUACAACGCUGGAUAUUGACUCGAUAGAGCUAGAAAAUUACAAACACAACUACGUGAAUCUGACAGGAUUUCGACUGGUGGAUCCACAGGAUGAGUUCACACGACAAAUUAUUGAGGACAUGUAUGUGUAUGAAGCUAACACACAGCUCAAACUUAUUAACGACGUCAAAAAUAAGGAGCGGACCAUACCGUACGAGUCAGCCCUAAUGUUUGAUGCCGUGCUGCUAUUUGCUAAAGCUUUAGAGGAAAUGGAUAGAAGUGUUGCUUUCCGACCAGUGAAUGUUUCUUGUGAUGUUGACUACUUCUGGCCGACAGGCAGUAGUUUGUACGAAUUUCUUACUAUGUCACAUGUACGCGGUCUCACCGGGGAAAUCAGGCUACAGCAAGGCAGGAGACUAGACUUCAAACUCGACGUGAUGCAGCUUAAUGAGAAAGGGCUGUACAAAGCUGGGUUUUGGACGCACGAGAGCGGAUUUAACUUUACUUAUAAAGAAAGCACCCAGGUGGGAGUCCUGGGUAACAAAACAUUGGUGAUCACUACAGUACUGGAUGAUCCGUAUGUCAUGAUUAAAGAGGAAUUAAAGGAUGAUCCUGACCAGGAAAAGUAUGGCAAUAAUCUCUAUGAAGGUUUCUGUGUUGAUCUCUUAAAAGAAAUAUCCGAUAUUGUCCACUUUGAUUACAAAAUAACACAGGUUCCAGACGGCAAAUACGGUGUCCUGAAUAAUGGUCAAUGGAACGGAGUCAUCGGCCAACUGGUGGAACGGAAAGCUGACAUUGCGGUAGCAGCGUUGACCAUCAGUUACGAGCGGGAGCAAUCCAUAGACUUCACAAAGCCAUUCCUCAACCUCGGAAUCAGCAUUUUAUUUCGAAUGCCAAAACGAGAAAAACCAGGACUCUUCUCGUUUUUAAAUCCUCUGGCUAUUGAAAUAUGGAUAUAUGUGAUAGCAGCAUAUCUGUUAGUUAGCUUUAGUAUAUUUGUAUUGGCACGGUUUAGUCCAUAUGAGUGGUAUAAUCCCCACCCGUGUAACCCAGAAACGGACACGGUGCAAAAUACAUUUAACCUAUCAAACAGUUUCUGGUUUACCGUGGGGACACUAAUGCAGCAAGGAUCUGACAUUAACCCGAGAGCUGUGUCUACACGGAUAGUAGGGGGUACAUGGUGGUUUUUCACUUUAAUUAUUAUAUCUUCGUACACAGCUAAUUUAGCUGCGUUCUUGACUGUUGAGAGAAUGGAUUCUCCUAUAGAAAGUGCUGAGGACUUAGCGAAGCAGACUGAAAUUUCUUAUGGCACGUUAGAAGGAGGAUCAACAAUGACAUUCUUUAAGGAUUCCAACAUUGAACUGUAUCAAAAAAUGUGGAAUUCUAUGAACAAUAAAGAGCCUCGUGUGUUUACAAAUUCUAUGGAGGAAGGGAUAAGGAGAACUAUGGACGAAAAUUAUGCUUUCUUCAUGGAAUCUACAUCUAUAGAGUAUAUUACGCAGAGGAACUGCAAGUUAAUGCAAAUUGGUGGUCUUCUAGAUUCUAAAGGAUUUGGGAUAGGUACACCGAUGGAUUCUCCAUUGCGAGACCGGUUGUCAAUGGCCAUUCUACAGAUGCAGGAGGAGGGCCGAAUACAGCUAUUAUACAACAAGUGGUGGAAGAGCACGGGCAAGUGUAGCCGUGAGGAGCAGAAGGAGUCCAAGGCUAACGCCCUUGGUGUGGAGAACGUUGGAGGUAUCUUCGUCGUGUUACUUGGUGGUCUGGCGCUGGCCGUCUUUGUCGCCAUUUUAGAGUUCCUUUGGAAAUCCAGGCGAAACGCCCGAGAAGACAGGCAAUCCAUAUGUUCAGAGAUGGCAGAGGAGCUAAGAUUCGCUGUUCGAUGUCAUGGAUCUUCCAAAAAGCCUAAAUUUAAACGGACUUGUGCAAAGUGCAAGAAAAGACACAUAACGCAUUGCCCACUAACAGAGGUUCAAGUGGACUCGCCAAACGGCAUGUUGACUUUACGCGAAAUGAAGAAAUCCCCAAAUCAGCCGUCUAAGGAAUUUCAGUUCGGCGAAGGAGGUUACCUUCACGUUGACUACAGUGAUACAGAUACGUAG